This is a messenger RNA of Medicago truncatula (barrel medic), 3474 nucleotides long. RefSeq lists its product as uncharacterized. NCBI's taxonomy places the organism in Eukaryota, Viridiplantae, Streptophyta, Magnoliopsida, Fabales, Fabaceae. The record is from RefSeq and is a predicted model, not a curated record. Gene Ontology annotation, biological process: DNA integration. The coding region runs from base 1 to 3474 and encodes 1157 amino acids. Gene Ontology annotation, molecular function: nucleic acid binding; RNA-DNA hybrid ribonuclease activity. The transcript is spliced from 2 exons.
AUGUCUGAGCCCAAUAUUUGGGAGAAAAUUACGGCCUACUUGGCCGAAAACGAAUUCCAAACGGCCAAAGAGGUCGAAUGUUUGAAGCAAGAGGAGAUCGAGAAGCUCGUGGACGGGUCCACAAACGACAGUAUCGAAGACCAGAAAUUGGAUUGCAUUUAUGAUGAUGAACCGUUAGGCUUCGAAGAGGAUCCUAUGGGAUCCACUACAAAAAUGAAAGCGCAAGAUCCCCUCGAAGAAAUCGACUUGGGAGAUGGUACUGUCAAAAGACCUACUUAUGUGAGUGCCAAAAUCCCUGAAGGAUUCAAAAAUCAAAUUGCAGAGCUACUAAAAGAAUACAAAGAUUGCUUUGCAUGGGAUUACAAUGAAAUGCCUGGUUUAAACCGGGAAGUGGUAGAAUUAACAUUACCAAUUCGACCAGACAAAAAGCCAGUCAAGCAAAUUCCCCGUCGUUUCGCUCCACAGAUCCUACCAAAGAUCAAAGAAGAGAUCGAUAGACUGCUGAAAUGCGGCUUUAUCAGGCCUGCAAGGUAUGUAGAUUGGCUAGCAAAUGUAGUUCCAGUUAAAAAGAAAAAUGGAACGAUAAGGGUAUGCAUAGAUUUUAGAGACUUGAAUCUCGCUACCCCUAAAGACGAAUACCCAAUGCCGGUAGCAGAAAUGCUAGUAGAUUCAGCGGCGGGUUUCGAUUACUUGAGUAUGCUAGAUGGAUACUCUGGCUACAAUCAAAUCUUCAUCGCAGAAGAAGAUAUCGCUAAGACCGCAUUUCGAUGCCCAGGGGCAUUAGGGUGUUAUGAAUGGCUAGUAAUGCCAUUCGGUCUAAAAAAUGCUGGUGCUACGUACCAGAGAGCGAUGAAUUUAAUGUUCCAUGAUUUCAUAGAAAAUUUUAUGCAGGUUUAUAUCGAUGACAUUGUAGUGAAAUCUUCUUCGGAAGAGAGACAUUUACGCCGAUCAUUCGAAAGGAUGAGGCAAUAUGGAUUGAAAAUGAAUCCUUUAAAAUGUGCAUUUGGGGUUUGUGCAGGUGAUUUCUUAGGGUUCGUCGUGCAUAAAAAGGGGAUCGAGAUCAACCAGAACAAAACCAAGGCAAUAAUCGAGAUCAAGACUCCUUCUACAAAGAAAGAGUUGCAGUCUCUACUAGGAAAGAUCAACUUUCUCCGGAGGUUUAUAUCAAACCUAAGUGGCAAGAAACAAGCUUUCUCACCACUACUCCGACUAAAGAAAGAUGAUGUUUUCAAAUGGGAACCAGAGCACCAAAAAGCUUUCGAUGAAAUCAAGUCAUAUUUGGUAAACCCUCCGGUUCUUUCUCCUUUGUUGAAAGGCAGGAGAAUGAAGUUAUAUAUAGCAACGUCAGAUGGCACCAUAGGAAGUAUGUUAGCACAAGAAGAUGAAUAUGGCACAGAAAGGGCCAUUUAUUAUUUAAGUCGGGUACUUAAUGAUGUUGAAACAAGAUAUCAUCCUAGUGAAAAACUUUGUUUGUGCUUGUUCUUCUCAUGUACAAAACUUAAGCAUUAUAUAAAACCUUUUGACGUUUAUGUUUACUCCCAUUUUGAUAUCAUUAAGCAUAUGUUGUCGAAACCAAUUGUACAUAGUAGAGUCGGAAAAUGGGCCUUAGCAUUGACAGAAUAUUCAUUGACUUAUCAAUCAUUAAAAGCUGUCACAGGCCAAAUCAUGGCCGAUUUUAUCGUAGAUCAUUCAGUAGAUGAAGUGUUGACGACUGAAAUAGACAACCAUCCAUGGAAUUUAUAUUUCGAUGGAUCUAGUCAUAAAAAUGGUACUGGCGUGGGGAUAAUGAUAAUCUCGCCCAAACACCAUAUAUUUAAAUACAUGUUUCGAAUCAAUCAGCUUUGCUCUAACAAUGAGGCUGAAUAUGAAGCCUUAAUUACAGGUCUAGAAAUCGCACUCGAACUGGGGGCAAGAUACAUCGAAAUCAGAGGAGAUUCUGAACUUGUCCUUAGACAGAUGACAAAAGAGUAUAGGUGCGUUAAGGAAAGUUUGGUCACCUAUCAUGCAAUAGCUAGCAGAUUGUUAAAACAGUUCACCCAUGUGGAAAUUCGGCACGUACCUCGAAUGGAGAACCAAGAUGCAAAUGAUCUGGCACAGAGGGCCUCUGGAUACAAAAUACCGAAGGACCAGACGCAAGAGCCAAUAGAGAUUAGAAACAGACGAAAUUCGAUGGAAUCAUUCCCUAGCAAAUCGUUAACGCCAAAACUUGGGGGGACUGAAGCAAGUCAAAAGUCCAUAAAAGGUACAGAUUUUGUCGAAAUUUUUGUCAUUAACGAUUUAAAUGAAAAUGAUUGGCGAAAACCCAUAGUGAAAUAUCUGGAACAUCCAGAUGGAACCACUUGUCGAAAAGUGAAAUACAGGGCUUUAAGCUAUGUAAUAAUGGGCAGUGAAUUAUUCAAAAAGACUUCGGAAGGAGUUUUGUUGAAAUGCCUAGGUGAAACAGAUGCAUAUUUGGCUUUUUCGAAUACACACGACGGAAGUUGUGGAACGCACCAAGCAGGCCAUAAAAUAAAAUGGCUUUUAUUUCGACAAGGUUUAUAUUGGCCGACUAUGCUCAAAGAUUGCAUAGAGUUCGCAAAAGGAUGCCAAGGGUGCCAAAAAUAUGCCGGAAUUCAGCGCGUCCCAGCAAGUGAACUUCAUGCGAUAAUCAAACCUUGGCCAUUUAGAGGAUGUGCUUUGGAUGUGAUAGGGGAAAUUAAACCCACUUCAUCGAAAGGAUAUAGAUACAUCUUAGUAGGAAUAGAUUAUUUCACAAAAUGGAUUGAAGCAAUCCCAUUAAAAGAUGUUACUCAAGAAGAAGUUAUAAGCUUCAUCCAGAAGUUCAUUAUCUAUAGGUUCGGUAUUCCAGAAACCAUAACCACAGACCAAAGAUCCGUAUUCACUGGUCGAAAGAUGGCAAAAUUUGCCGAAGAUACAGGCUUUAAAUUGCUGACUUCGACACCAUACUACGCGCAGGCAAAUGGCGAAGCCUUGUGGGCAUGUCAAACAUCUCCAAAAGAGUCGACGAACACCACACCUUCUAGGUUAACAUUUGGUCAUGAUGCUGUGUUACCGGUAGAGAUUUUGCUUCAAUCAGUCAGAACCCAAAGGCAAUGCGAAAUACCAGUUAAUCAGUAUUGGGACAUGGUCGUAGACGAAUUGACCGAUCUCGAUGAAGAAAGAUUAACGACGUUAGAAGUCCUUGCAAGACAAAAGGAAAGGGUAGCAAAAGCAUAUAAUAAAAAGGUAAAAUCGAAAUUUUUCGCCCAAGGAGAUUUGGUAUGGAAAGUCAUUUUACCAAUGGAUAAGAAAGAUAGAGUUUUGGGAAAAUGGUCACCCAGUUGGGAAGGACCAUGGCGGAUAUUGAGAGUCUUUUCGAACAAUGCAUAUGAGAUCGAAGAAUUAGAUGAAGAUCGAAGGAUCUUGCGAAUAAACGGAAAGUACUUGAAAAAGUAUAAACCGACAUUACAAGAAAUUAAAAUUAUGCAGGAGUAA